CCUCCGCCAGUCGGCUCGCGUAUCCAGUGCGCGGCUUGGAGCCGGACCGGGGCCGGCGGCCGGGGCUGGGGCUGGGAGCUCGGCGCCAGCCACCUGGCGAGGCCCGAGGAGCGAUGGCAGAGAUGGGCAGCAAGGGGGUGACGGCAGGGAAGAUCGCCAGCAACAUGCAGAAGAAGCUCACCCGCGCGCAGGAGAAGGUCCUCCAGAAACUGGGGAAGGCAGACGAGACAAAGGAUGAGCAGUUUGAACAGUGUGUCCAGAAUUUUAAUAAGCAGCUGAAUGAGGGCACCCGGCUGCAGAAGGAUCUUCGGACCUACCUGGCCUCCGUCAAAGCCAUGCACGAGGCUUCUAAGAAGCUGAAUGAGUGUCUGCAGGAGGUGUAUGAACCUGACUGGCCUGGCAGGGACGAAGCAAACAAGAUUGCUGAGAACAAUGACCUACUCUGGAUGGAUUACCACCAGAAGCUGGUGGACCAGGCACUGCUGACCAUGGACACGUACCUGGGCCAGUUUCCAGACAUCAAGUCACGCAUCGCCAAGCGAGGGCGGAAGCUGGUGGACUAUGACAGUGCCCGGCACCAUUAUGAGUCGCUCCAAACAGCCAAAAAGAAGGAUGAAGCCAAAAUUGCCAAGCCUGUCUCGCUGCUUGAGAAAGCCGCCCCCCAGUGGUGUCAAGGCAAACUGCAGGCUCAUCUCGUAGCUCAAACUAACCUGCUCCGAAAUCAGGCCGAGGAGGAGCUCAUCAAAGCCCAGAAGGUGUUUGAGGAGAUGAAUGUGGAUCUGCAGGAGGAGUUGCCAUCCCUGUGGAACAGUCGUGUAGGUUUCUACGUCAAUACAUUUCAGAGCAUUGCAGGUCUGGAGGAGAACUUCCACAAGGAGAUGAGUAAGCUCAACCAGAACCUCAACGACGUGCUGAUCAGUCUGGAGAAGCAGCACGGGAGCAACACAUUCACCAUCAAGGCGCAGCCCAGAAAGAAAACUAAACUGUUCUCGCGGCUGCGCAGAAAGAAGAACAGGUACCAGCAUGACAACACCCCUGCAAAAGGGAACAAGAGCCCUUCGCCUCCGCCAGACGGUUCCCCUGCCGCCACCCCUGAGAUCAGAGUCAACCACGAACCCGAGCUGGCCAAUGCUGCCACCCCUGGGGCCGCCCUCCCCAAGUCCCCGUCUCAGCUCCGGAAAGGCCCACCAGUCCCUCCGCCUCCCAAACACACCCCGUCCAAGGAAGUCAAGCAGGAACAGAUCCUCAGCCUGUUUGAUGACACGUUUGUCCCUGAGAUCAGCGUGACCACCCCCUCCCAGGUGGCUCUGGGAAACACCCUUUCUCUCACGAUUGUGGAGCCAGUUUGCUGUGGGAUUGGCUCUCCCAAUUUUGAGGCCCCGGGGCCUUUCUCGGAGCAGGCCAGUCUGCUGGACCUGGAUUUUGACCCCCUCCCGCCUGUGGCAAGCCCCGUGAAGGCGCCCACACCCUCUGGUCAGCCAAUCCCGUGGGACCUCUGGGAGCAGCCCACAGAGAGUCCAGCAGGCAGCUCACCUUCAAGGGAGCCCAGUGCUGCCGAGGGCACCUUUGCUGUGGCCUGGCCCAGCCAGACGGCCGAGCUGGGGCCUGCCCAACCAGCUGACGCCUCAGAGGUGGCGGGUGGGACCCAACCUGCGGCUGGAGCCCCGGAGUCCGGGGAGACGCCAGCAAGUGAAGCAGCCUCCAGCUCUCUGCCUGCUGUUGUGGUGGAGACCUUCUCAGCAGCUGUGAACGGCACUGUGGAUGGCGGCAGCGGGGCCGCGCGCUUGGACCUGCCCCCAGGAUUCAUGUUCAAGGUGCAGGCCCAGCAUGACUACAUAGCCACCGACACAGACGAGCUGCAGCUCAAGGCCGGGGACGUGGUACUGGUGGUUCCCUUCCAGAACCCCGAAGAGCAGGAUGAAGGCUGGCUCAUGGGCGUGAAGGAGAGUGACUGGAACCAGCACAAGGAGUUGGAGAAAUGCCGGGGCGUUUUCCCCGAGAACUUCACCGAGCGGGUUGAGUGAGAGCAGACGCUGGUGCAGCUUUCCGGGCAUGUGAAGAACACCUUUUCCUGAAAAAUGUGUGCGUGUGUGUGUGUGUGUGUGUGUGUGUGUGUGUAUGUGUGUGUGUGUGUUUUCUGUUUUUGUUUUGAAACUUUUGGAAAGCAAAGGGAAAUCAAGAGGAGAGAACUAAGCCAAGAGGUGUUCUCCUAAAGAUUCGGUUGUUUUCCAAAGAGCCUGGUUUGGGCAAGUCUGGCGGAAUCACCUAUGUUCCUGAAGCUGCUGUGUCCCCUAGUUGAGUUCCUAGCUGCCCCCACCCCUGCCCACACCCUCUGGGUAUCUGCUGCCGCUUGUGUGCCUGGCUGCAGGGUGGGGCCUGGGGGCUGCAGAGCCACCACGCUUGCCUGAAGCUUCAGCCAUGCCAUCUUGGCAAGGGUCCUCCUUUCCGGGCAGCUGCUGUGGGUGGGGUCCAAUCUAUCCAGACACCUUGGACCCAGACAACCAUCUGACUUGGCCCUGCCCCGCAGACCGUCUGUGUGUGCUGUUUGAAAAUAAAUUUUAGUGUUCGAAACAAAAUGAAACAAAACCUCACAAAAGCA
Molecule: messenger RNA, 2599 nt
Organism: Hipposideros armiger (great roundleaf bat)
Lineage: Eukaryota; Metazoa; Chordata; Mammalia; Chiroptera; Hipposideridae
Gene: BIN1
Product: bridging integrator 1
Exons: 21
Coding region: 114-2024 (636 amino acids)
Biological process (GO): regulation of endocytosis
Cellular component (GO): cytoplasm; plasma membrane; synaptic vesicle
Molecular function (GO): phospholipid binding; tau protein binding
Source: RefSeq, a predicted model, not a curated record